This is a messenger RNA of Microstroma glucosiphilum, 189 nucleotides long. RefSeq names its product 40S ribosomal protein S28. Gene Ontology annotation, biological process: maturation of SSU-rRNA; translation; ribosomal small subunit assembly. Gene Ontology annotation, molecular function: structural constituent of ribosome. The annotation marks the transcript as partial. The transcript has a single exon. The record is from RefSeq and is a predicted model, not a curated record. Gene Ontology annotation, cellular component: cytosolic small ribosomal subunit; ribosome. NCBI's taxonomy places the organism in Eukaryota, Fungi, Basidiomycota, Exobasidiomycetes, Microstromatales, Microstromataceae.
UCUCCCCUUUCUCUCUCUCAGGUCACCAAGGUUCUGGGCCGAACUGGAUCGCGUGGAGGAGUCAUCCAGGUCCGAGUUGAGAUGAUGGGACAGGAAGAUGGAAACCGAUCGAUCAUCCGAAACGUAAAGGGACCCGUGAAGGAGGGUGACAUCCUCGCCCUGCUCGAGUCGGAGCGUGAGGCUCGGUGA